CUGUUCUGGAAGACAAGGAAGAAAGAUUUUCCUUUUGGGCACCCACCACUGGCCUCAUGGCUGCCAUGCAGAUGGAUCCUGAGCUUGCCAAGCGCCUCUUCUUUGAAGGGGCCACUGUGAUUAUCCUGAACAUGCCCAAGGGGACAGAGUUUGGCAUUGACUACAACUCCUGGGAGGUGGGGCCCAAGUUCCGGGGCGUGAAGAUGAUCCCACCAGGCAUCCACUUCCUCCACUACAGCUCUGUGGAUAAGGCCAAUCCCAAGGACGUGGGUCCUCGUAUGGGCUUCUUCCUUAGCCUGCAGCAGCGGGGGCUGACAGUCCUGCGUUGGAACGCAGUCGAGGAAGAGGUGGAUCUGUCUCCAGCCCCAGAGGCUGAGGUGGAGGCCAUGAGGGCCAACCUCCAGGAGCUGGACCAGUUCCUGGGACCAUACCCAUAUGCCACGCUCAAGAAGUGGAUUUCCCUCACCAACUUCAUCAGUGAGGCCACGGUGGAGAAGCUGCAGCCUGAGAGCCGGCAGAUCUGUGCCUUCUCAGACGUGCUGCCUGUGCUCUCCAUGAAGCAUACCAAGGACCGGGUAGGACAGAAUCUACCCCAGUAUGGCACUGAGUGCAAAAGCUACCAGGAGGGCCUGGCUCGACUACCUGAGAUGAAGCCCAGAGCUGGCACGGAGAUCCGAUUCUCAGAGCUGCCUACACAGAUGUUCCCUGAUGGUGCCACACCGGCAGAGAUAACCAGGCACAGCAUGGACCUGAGCUAUGCCUUGGAGACAGUGCUCAGCAAGCAGUUCCCCAGCAGCCCCCAGGAUGUGCUUGGUGAACUCCAGUUUGCUUUUGUAUGCUUCCUGUUGGGCAACGUGUAUGAGGCAUUUGAGCACUGGAAGCAGCUCCUAAACCUCCUGUGCCGGUCAGAAGCAGCCAUGGUGAAGCAGCACAGCCUCUACGUCAACCUCAUCUCUGUUCUGUACCACCAGCUCGGUGAGAUCCCCCCCGACUUCUUUGUGGACAUUGUCUCCCAGAACAACUUCCUUACCAGCACCUUGCAGGUGGAUGGAGCACAUAAUUCCUGUGGCGGAGUAAAUGGAUGGCCCUAAUCCGAUGGGUUUGAACAGUGAAGUCUGAUCAAAAGGCAUUAAUUAGGAGCACCAAAGAGGGAGUGUUUCAUUCUGACUGGGGUUGAGAUUUGAGGGACUAGAGGGUCAACAGUGGCUUUAUGUGAAGGGCGCACUUGACCAUGAGCUUGAGAGAUGACUGGGAUUUUAAUAGGCAUAAUGUGGAAAAGGAUGUUACAAAACUUCUUUAUUUUAAUGGAGAGUCACGUUGGUCCCAUCUUGGCAGUGAAAAUCCGAUCUCACAUACGGAGGUGCUCACUCAGAGUGUUUGCGAGUGAAUGAAUCAGUCCGUAAAAGCCUUCCUCAGCCAGCUGCCUGCUCUCCCCCCAUGUAGUCAAGUAAGUGGAAUUGGCUUGCUUUCUUACUUAGGAGCUUAAAUGGCUACUCACCCAUGGAGAGGGACCAAUGUUUGUAUGUGUAAGCACUUAAAGACAGCCCCAUUAAUGGCCUCUGCCAUUAAUUUUUUUCAGCUUUCCCACGUGAACCCCUUUUGAAUAGAUGCCGCUGGUUUUUACAAAUCCCUUGGAUUUACCUUGAAUAAAAAUUACUUGUUUUACAAAAAUAGUUUUUUUUCUCCCCUAAAGCAACCUAAGUCAUCAUAAUUUGUUUAAAACCACUGAAAGGAUAAUCUGAAUUUAAUGGUGUGUUAGAAAAUGCGUUAUGUACAAAGUAAGGAUUCUUAUUUCUGAGUGCAUGUAGCAUUUAGGCGUAUAGUCACAGAAAUUUUUUUUUUCUUUUUUAAAUCAUUUUGUCACAGUAGGCCAUGUAUGAUUUCGAGCUUCAUUUCUUGCCAGUAUUUUACAUGCUAGUGUCUAUCUUUAACUCUUUAGGGAAACCAUUGACUCUGACAAUGAUCUGUAUGGUAUUUAAAUAUAACAUCAGCUGUGAUAAAUUUUACCUACUUAUUGCUACACCUCCCGCCAUCCGUUGUCACUUUUGUGCACUUGCUGUACAUUGCCUCAUUUAGCCCUCACAACAAUGCGAGAAGUUCUUAGGUAUAUAAUCCUACUUUACAGGUGAGGCACAGGAUCAGAGUGGUCACAUAAUUUUGCCCAAGAUUACAGAGCUAGUGGGUGGCAAGGCUGAGCUUUGAAUUAUAAAGGCUGUGGUGGGCUACCGUAUGAUUAGAGCCCUUGGCAAAACAUCCCAAAUUCUUUAAACCAGCCUCAGAAGAGAUAGUUCCUAGUGCUUUUCACUUUCCUGGUCAUCCCUGUGAAGUGAUAGUCUUGUUUCUAAUACCAUUUCUUCUUCUGCAAAUAGAAAUAAAAUGUUCUACCUCUGGUUAGGUUCAUUCUAAGUUGAUAAUCAUUUGGGAAUUGAAAAACGAGAAAAUUUCAUCUUGUUGGUCUAGUCAAAAAGAAAAAGGAUAAAAUAGUGACCUAGCUAUCUACCUUGAUAUUUUGAAUUUCUCAAGCUGACCUGACUAAACUCAAUUUAUUUAACUUGGGUUACAAAAAAAAAAAAAGCCUUCACACUUAUGAUUAAUCUUCAGUUUAAAUAAUAUACAGACUUAAUGGUUAAAGUAUUAAUAAUUUUUUUUGUACUUGAAAAAUACUCAGUGGGUAUGCUUUUUGUUUUAGACCAGUGUAGUUGUUUGCAAAAUGUUAACAUCUUAAAAAAAAAAUUUUUUUUUUAAUUUUUAUUGUGCUUUAAGUGAAAGUUUACAAAGUAAGUCAAUCUCUCACACAAAAGCUUACAUACACCUUGCUACAUACUCCUAAUUGCUCUCCCCCUAAUGAGACAGACCACUCCCUCCCUCCACUCUUUCUUUUCGUGUCCAUUUCGCCAGCUUCUAACCCCCUCUACGCUCUCAUCUCCCCUCCAGGGAGGAGAUGCCAACAUAGUCUCAAGUGUCCACCUGAUCCAGGAAGCUCACUCCUCACCAGUAUCCCUCUCCAACCCAUUGUCCAGUCCAAUCCCUGUCUGAAGAAUAUGCUUUGGGAAUGGUUCCUGUCCUGGGCCAACAGAAGGUCUGGGGGCCAUGCCCACCGGGGUCCUUCUAGUCUCAGUCAGACCGUUAAGUCUGGUCUUUUUACAAGAAUUUGGCAUCUGCAUCCCACUGGUCUCCUGCUCCCUCAGGGGUUCUCUGUUGUGUUCCCUGUCAGGGCAGUCAUCGGUUAUAGCUGGGCACCAUCUAGUUCUUCUGGUCUCAGGCUGAUGUAGUCUCUGGUUUAUAAAAGUAUUUUUAAAAUAUUCAGGAUUCAUCUGCUGAUGUUAUGAUAAUUCAUUUCUCGGUGUUAAAAAGUGUUAAAUUGAUUUCGCUUUAGUAAAUAAAAUGACCAGAUCAUUAUUAAGUUUUCUGAAGAAGGUAUAACAUUAAUCUGAAAUCAAGAGAAUCCAAGUAAAUUAUUGCUUGAAAUCUAGGUACUAUCUGAAUAGCUUCUUUUCUGAAUUGCGAGGAAUUUUUUAAAAUAUUGAGUUUGUAAAACUAUAGAGUGGAAACUAGAUCCAUAGAUGCCAAGGGUAGGAAUAAGGAUAGGGUUUGACUGACUACAGGGCAACAUAAGGGAAUUUUUUUGGGUGAUGAAACUAUUCAGUCUCCUGAUUGUGGUGAUGGUUAUGUAAGUCCUUAAAAUUCAUAGACCUGUAUACCCAAAAAAAAUAUUAUCAGAUAUAUAGGUAUAUAUAUCUUGGAUUAUGGUGGUGGUUGCAUGGGUAUGUACAUUUGUCAAAAUGAACAAAUUCAAUUGAAACGAGGAAAUUUAGUUUUAUGUAAAUUAUACCUCAAUAAAGUUGGGUUUUUUUUGUUUUUUUUUUUUUGUUUUUAAAGUCAACCCUGUGUCUCUGAGGCUUGCAGCAGGGACAGUUCCAGAAGCACCUGGCCACCAAGCCCUUUGAACCCCCACAGUAACUAGAAUGUAUUAAGUCUAUGUCAACACAAAAAGAAGGUUCUCUUGAUAGAAAAAAGGGGCAUAAGAUUUCUCUACUUGGACUGGAUCUCACUCGGCAUUUGUGGCCACCUGGUGUGGCACGCCCAGCAUGUCCUCAGCUGUAUGAUCAGAUCCAUAAUGCCCUGUCCUUCCACCUACCUGGUUUGUAGUAAAGAUUAAAUCAGUAAGUGCUCUAAAAAGUAUGAAGCAUUUUUCAAAUGAGAAGCCUUGUUUUUUAGACAGAGGCUUCUGUCGUACCUGCCUUAGUUCAUUUUACUCCCAGGCAGUGUUUGCAGGUGAGGUGGGGAGGAUGGGUGAUGAGUGUAAGCCCAGCUUGUUGCAGCCUCCCCCUGCUGGCCAUUGCCAAAUACAGGUCAGUCCUUCUGUCUCAUUCAUAUCUACUCAGUGAGCAUCGUAUGGGCCCUCACUCAGUGCCAGGCCGUAGGAGAUCAGCUGUGUGGGAUACAUCGACAAUCAAGAUGCUUUCCCUACUCGCCGGGUCCCUGUGCGGGAAGCAUGGGAUAAUCAGUGCCUUAAGGGGCUCAGUCACAGUGCUAGGGGUACACAGAGGUUGGAGCAGUUCAUUUCAGCUUGGGCUUUUAUAAGAGGCUUGUCACAAGGAUGCAGCUUGUGAGCUGGUGGCAUUUCAGAGGCCUGGUAAAUAAGUCCCAUAUUCUGUCCAACACCAUCAUGUAGUUAUUGAGCAACUACUUUUUGCCAGGCGCUGUGCAAAAGUGAACCAAAAAUGAAUUUUCAUAGAAUCUGUGGUCUUCAUUCUUUCAGUCAUUAAACAUCUAAUAAGUGCUUUUUAACCAUCAGACUCUGUGCCAGGAGAGUGAAAUGCAGGUAAGAAAGAGUCACUGCUUUGGAGUUGAUCCCGGUCUUUCGGGAGAGAUCACUGGUAAAUGGACUGUUUGUGAGAUUGAGGCUAUGAUUGAGGUAGCCUUGGGUGCUGAGGGAGCACAGAGGAGCACCUCUUCUACCUAGUUACCUAGGUGAAGGAGGAGAAAGCAGAGGAUGGAAGGGUGUUAUAAGAAGAGGGCAAAGCAUGUGUGCAUAGAGGCACUGAAGGGGACAGUAGAGCAUGUCUGGGUCACUACUCAAUGUGGCUGGAGAGGAAGGACUGUGUAGAGUGUAGUAUAAUUUACUGUGUAAGGAGGGUAACAGGAAGACACUUGUGCUAAGUCAGCCCACUAAUGCCUCUGGGGACAGACCCAUGGGUGUGCAGGGCCUCCAGAGCUAAUGCUGUUUGAGACCAAGGCUUCUCUGCUUCCCGUAACAGGCCCCUCCCCUGAGUUCAGCUAUGCUCCAGAUUCAGCACACUUGGGCAGGCUCCGUUAGCUGCCUACAAACAGGCCACCGGCUCUCCCCAUUGCCUUUUUGCCACCAAGGUCACACAGCCCUUCUAAUUAGUUAUUGAUCUGACAUUUUGUUACGGCUACGCUUCUUGCUCCUGCAUUUAAUCAGUUUCCAAGUUAAUGAAGCCAAAUUCUGUACCUCCCGCUCUGCCCCAGCUACUCCUCCAACAAAAU
Loxodonta africana (African savanna elephant) is the source of this 5511-nucleotide messenger RNA. RefSeq names its product AAR2 splicing factor (gene AAR2). The record is from RefSeq and is a predicted model, not a curated record. Gene Ontology annotation, biological process: spliceosomal tri-snRNP complex assembly. Bases 57 to 1091 code for a protein of 344 amino acids. Lineage: Eukaryota; Metazoa; Chordata; Mammalia; Proboscidea; Elephantidae. The transcript is spliced from 3 exons.